AUGGUCAAGGCAGCAGCACCACUGCUGAGAACUUACUCUGAGGAGCUCAGCGUGGAGAUGAACUCUGAGACCUCCCAGCCUGUCAUCCUCUGCCUGCCUUCAUUCCUGGAGCCUGGUCUGCUCAGGCGCCAGACCAUCUUCUCACCGCCAGGCCUGCAUCCAACCCUGGAAGAUGGCUUCCAGUCCAUGGCGUGCACCCAGAAGCCGAGUCAGCCUGGGCCACAGGUCUCGCCCUGCUCUGUGGCUUCCCAGGUGCCCCCCCAAUCACCCCGACCUAUAUCGGGCAAUUCCCUGGCGGAGCUGGACUGCAGUAGCCCUUUCGUGCCAGCAGAUGUCACCAGAGAACUCCGAGGACCACGGCCGACUGACCCGCUCCAGAGCACAAAUGGGCCAUUGCUUAAUCAUCCUUCCCCAGGCAGCCGCAUCUUCACCUCUACUCCCAGGCUAGGAGGCCAGCUGCUGAUCCAGAGUGGGGUUUCCCUGGGCACCGAGCAAGGCUCUGCUCUCGGGAGCCUGUUUUCUGGAGGUGGGGACUGGAUCUGCCAGUUCAUUGCCAUGACAAGCGCUGUGAAGACAAAACAGGGUGAUGUCACAGUGACAGGAGGAGGGGACAACUUUGAGCAUGCCGUGGCGGGCGCCGAGGACGGGCCGGGCCAGCAGCCAGGGCUGGAUGAAGAUGAGGCGGCGAAUUGCCGCUGGGGCGCGCAACACGCCGGGGCCCGCGAACUGGCAGCGCUCUACUCGCCAGGCAAGCGCUUCCAGGAGUGGUGCUCCGUGAUCCUGUGCUUCAGCCUCAUCGCCCACAACCUGGUCUACCUGCUGCUGCUGGCGCGCUGGGAGCACACGCCCCUCGUCAUCCUGGGCGUCGUGGCGGGAGCUCUCAUUGCGGACUUCCUGUCUGGCCUGGUGCACUGGGGUGCCGACACGUGGGGCUCCGUGGAGCUGCCCAUCGUGGGGAAGGCUUUUAUCCGACCAUUCCGGGAGCAUCACAUUGACCCGACGGCCAUUACCCGGCACGACUUCAUCGAGACCAAUGGGGACAACUGCCUGGUGACCCUGCUGCCGCUGCUGAACAUGGCCUACAAGUUCCGCACACAGAGCUCUGAAGCCCUGGCGCCGCUGUACCCCUGGGAGUGCUUCGUCUUCUGCCUGAUCAUCUUCGGCACCUUCACCAACCAGAUCCACAAGUGGUCCCACACCUACUUCGGGCUGCCGCGCUGGGUCAUCCUGCUGCAGGACUGGCACGUCAUCCUGCCGAGGAAACACCAUCGCAUCCACCACGUCUCACCCCACGAGACCUACUUCUGCAUCACCACAGGCUGGCUCAACUACCCUCUGGAGAAAUUGGGCUUCUGGCGACGUCUGGAGGACCUUAUCCAGGGCCUGACGGGCGAGAAGCCUCGGGCCGAUGACAUGAAAUGGGCCCAGAAGAUCAAAUAACGCCUUCAAGCCUGCCACUUGGCUGCCAAUUUUCCCCAGCCUCAAACUGAAGCCAUCUGCCAAAUUCUAGCCUCUUGGAGCUGGCCCCUCUGGGUGGAAAGGACAGCCCCUGGGCUGGGCCCGGGCACCCCCAGCCCAUCCCUCAUGACAAAAUACUUGAGCCACUGACUUCUCGUUUCCUUUUUUUGUUUUCUUUCCUGGGUCCCUCCCCAGCCACCUGAGCUGUUCGGUCUGCCAAGCCUGACUGCAGAAAAGGGAGCCUUGCCCUGCCAGCCAGCCCUCGGGUAGAAAGGAGGUCCCCCCACUCCCUGCACACCUGCCGCCCUGUCCUGCAAGGCAGCCCUCCAGUCCCAGUGACCUAGAGGGCCCCUAGGCACACCAGAGUUUCUGCAGAGCAUCGUCCUGCCACAGCCCUGCACACUGACCCCAGAGGCCUGGGCGGGUAGACGGCCUAGCCUGUCUACCCAAGGAUAACAGAGCGCAGUAAGGGUGUGAGGGCGUGGCCAGCAGAGGCUGGAUCUGCCCAAGUCUGGAAUAUUCCUCCACCCCGCUUCCACCUGCCCACCUGAUCCCAGCCAGAACUGAUGUUUCCAGUACGAGGAUGUCUUCACGGGCAUAGCCCCUGCAAAGGGUCUCGGUCGUUUGGAAGGGAAGGGGACACAGUGUCCCCUGUGGCCAGAGUGUCACAGAAGAGAGUGGGGCUUUUUUUUUUAAAGGUGCUUGCUCGUUUAAUGUAAAUAAUAGAAAGCCUUAAUAUCUUUUCUGUAACACGGAGUAAUAUUUUAAUGUCAUGUUUUGAAUGUACAUAAGAUAUUUAUAACAAAGCAGCAAGAGUCUACUUAACCUUAGCUGCCUCAUGGUGUUUCCUAGACGGCUGGGGUGGGGAGGGUGGGGGUUAAAGAGGCUGCUGGAACACCCCCCAGCCCCAUUCCCAACCUCCCCCCAACCCAGGCCUCAAGAUGGAAGCCCCUCACCUGAGCGUGAAUUAGUGCUGACCUGGCUCCAGACACUCGGAGGGGGCCCCCAGCUAGGUGGGGAGUGGCCCCCGCUAGUCUGUGAGGGUGGAUUCCUGCACUCGUGUUUAUCCCAUCCAAUGCGCUGAACACGGCAGAGACCCACCCUGGCAGAGCUGUCCUCCUGGGAGAGAGACAAUAAACAUACAUAAAUGCACAA
This is a messenger RNA of Tupaia belangeri chinensis (Chinese tree shrew), 2613 nucleotides long. RefSeq names its product plasmanylethanolamine desaturase 1 (gene PEDS1). The record is from RefSeq and is a predicted model, not a curated record. Gene Ontology annotation, cellular component: endoplasmic reticulum membrane. Gene Ontology annotation, biological process: ether lipid biosynthetic process. The transcript is spliced from 11 exons. NCBI's taxonomy places the organism in Eukaryota, Metazoa, Chordata, Mammalia, Scandentia, Tupaiidae. Gene Ontology annotation, molecular function: plasmanylethanolamine desaturase activity. Bases 1 to 1440 code for a protein of 479 amino acids.